GCAGACCACAAAAAAGAUGUCGUUGGUAUUCGAAAAAGACAACAAAGAAGAAAUCGGAACAUUAAUAGAAGUUGGCAGCUCCAGCCCCACUCCGAUAAAUAGUAAUUUUGCAACACUAGAACAAACCAUCGAAAACCUGCAACACGAAAACGAACAGCUGCGCAAAAAAUCAGCUGUCCCAUUUAAUGUAAUAAAAGAAUGCGUUCCUGAGUUCAAUGGCGAAGGUGAUAUUGAUGUUUGGCUAACCUGCAUAAAAAAUGUUCAAGCCAUUUUCAAAGUUGAAGAUGACAUUAUGCGCUCACUCAUUUGCGCACGCAUUAAAGGCAAAGCCAGUGCUUGGUUCUUCGCAAACUACUCGCCUCUCUCCGCGGGCAUUGAUCAAAUUCUACAUCAACUUCGUGUCAUGUUUGGAAACAAGGACAACAUUCUGGAAACUCGUCGCAAGUUUGAACAACGAAAAUGGAUAUUUGAUGAAAAGUUCGUGGUGUACUAUCACGAAAAGUUGCUACUUGCCAAAGAUCUAAAUAUGAACGACGCUGAGACCAUACAAUACUUGAUUGAUGGAAUCCCGGAUCAACAGUUACGCAAUCAAGCAUUGCUUCAAUGUUUUGUCUCGACAGAGGCUAUGCUUAUGGCUUUCCAGCACCUGAACAGACCUCGUCCACCACCCACCAAGAUGCGUCCUUUCUUGGCUGACGUUAAGAACUACACAGGACCCAAGUCAGAUGUAAGCCAACCAGGGACCACAACUACAUCGUCACAGGCCAUGAAAUGUUACAAUUGCCAUAGCUUGGGCCAUUCCGCAGCCGAAUGCCGCAAGCCUGUACGCCCAGAUGGAGCUUGCUAUGCCUGUGGUGAAUACGGGCAUGUGGCCAGAGAUUGCAAGCUGUAUAAGAAGAACAUCAAAGAAACUAAAAACGAUUACAGUGCCUUCUAGACUCGGGAAGUCCGAUCUCAUUUGUUAAACAAUCAAUAGUUCCUGAAGGACUUAAAAUUCGUAACACUGAAGACCAUGAAGAUUAUGUUGGAAUAAAUAAUAGUA
This is a messenger RNA of Drosophila obscura, 1042 nucleotides long. RefSeq lists its product as uncharacterized. Gene Ontology annotation, molecular function: zinc ion binding; nucleic acid binding. NCBI's taxonomy places the organism in Eukaryota, Metazoa, Arthropoda, Insecta, Diptera, Drosophilidae. The transcript has 2 exons. Bases 17 to 937 code for a protein of 306 amino acids. The record is from RefSeq and is a predicted model, not a curated record.